This is a messenger RNA of Besnoitia besnoiti, 513 nucleotides long. RefSeq lists its product as uncharacterized. NCBI's taxonomy places the organism in Eukaryota, Apicomplexa, Conoidasida, Eucoccidiorida, Sarcocystidae. The coding region runs from base 1 to 513 and encodes 170 amino acids. The record is from RefSeq and is a predicted model, not a curated record. The transcript has 3 exons.
AUGAAAGCCGUUGCUCUUCACUUUCAGUUGCUCCUCGGGGUGCAGCUUCUCGCGCUGUUCUCCGGCUUCGUCCCGUGCUGGUGUGCGGACGUCGGGCCGCCGCAGGCGUCGCCCCCGACGGCGAACGCACUCCACGAAUCGACUCCCCAUGCGGAAGAACAUCACUCAGAUCUCGACGGCAAGGGCUCGGUCGCCUUCAGCGGCGCACGCGCCAUCGGCGCGCUGGGCAAGAAACGCAUCAUGAGCCUGAAGAAAUCUGGACGCAUCGUGGUGCUCCUUGCCUUCGCCUUCACGGUCCUCGGCAUGAGCGCCUGGAUCCGUCGCUGCAGACCGUCGCGUUCUGGACUGCCGGCGCAGGACGGCAGGACGCCGCGGCUCCUCGCCGCCGGCGGCGACGAAGACAAAGCCAGGAGCAGUGAAGGCAGUGGCGAAUGCGUUCGGCACUCGACCAUGACGCUGAAAAGCCCCGUGAUCUGGGGAUCCGAGGAUGUCGUGCCGCAUCUAUCCCGUUAA